CACACACACUCCACACACACACACACACACGCGCGCGCGCGGAGGAUGAGGAGAAGGCAAGGAAAACAUGUUCCCGACUUCUGGACGGAUUAUAACACGUCGAGUGUUAAAAAAAUGUUUUUCCUCCUGAACUGGUGGAUUCCAGUGAUAACUUUUACAGCUAUACCAUGGUGUGAGGCGGUGCAGGUGAACAUCCGGGACACGCGCCGUUUUGCCCUGCUUUUCCAGUCGGUGGUUUUGCCAUGUCAGUACACAAGCACCUCUACCCAAACACCAGUGGUGCAGUGGUGGUACAAGUCAUACUGCCAUGACCGCACACGUGACGCGUUAAGCUUUCCAGAGUCUCUGUGGGUCAGGGGGUCUGAACUGGGGGCCUACUCCCAUCUGGACUGCAGCGACAGCAGCCGGACGGUUCGGGUCGUGGCCUCUGGGCAGGGAUCCUCUCUCACCAUUGCUGAUUACUACAAAGGCAGAGACAUCUCCAUUAUCAACAAGGCUGACCUGCGCAUUGGAGAGCUGCAAUGGGGUGACAGUGGUGUUUAUUACUGCAAGGUGGUGAUCGCUGAUGACUUGGAGGGUCCGAAUGAAGAUCAUGUGGAGCUCCUGGUCCUGGGUCAGACAGGGGUGGCUGAUGAUCUCCUGCCUGAGAUAGAUCUGGAGAUUAUGCCAGAGUGGGUGUUUGUGACAGUUGUAAUCCUGGGUGGUGUCUUGUUCUUCGUCCUGGCGGGUGUGUGCUGGUGUCAGUGCUGUCCGCACUCCUGCUGCUGCUACGUACGAUGCUGCUGUUGCCCUGAAACCUGCUGCUGUCCUCGCCACUUGUAUGAAGCAGGAAAAGGCAUAAAGACAGCACCCUCCACACCAGUAGCAAUCUACCCUCCGUACUACAUGCAAGGCAUGCCUGCCAUGGUGCCCAUCUCUCCUCCCUCUCUAGUUGAGCCCAAGAUGUCCACUGCACCAUCCAUCGAUAAUAAUAUCUCUUCACAUCAGCAGUCAUCAGUCCCGCAUGCACAUUUACACACCAUGUCCCCUGUAGUGCACAGUGGGUACCGUCUCCAGCCCACGCCGGAUCAGAGUUCACUGAAGGUGCUGCAGUAUGUGGAAAGAGAACUGGCACAUUUCAACCCUUCUAAGACCCUCAGCAGUCAUGAUUCUUGCAGUAUGUCAGAACUUAGCUCCUUACAUGAAGCAGAGACAGAUUUCCACCAGGCUUAUCGGAAGGUUCAGAAGAAAGCACUUCCAGCCAUUCCUGAUAUGGAUGACCCUCCAGACAUACUGAGUAGACAAAUGUCUCCAGUGCAUGCUCAAACGUCCGCUCGACAUCCUCAUCAUCGAGUGAAGGAAGAUCACCCAAGGUGGAACCCUCGUUCUGAGCACCUGCAGAGGAAGGCUUUCCAAACGAGAGGACGCACUGGCUCCCUGGACGAGCUUGAGGAAUUCGCCAUGAGCUACGUGCAGCACGGCCGCCAUGACAACUUUAGUGAUGACGAGGCCGAUUACAUGACAAGCACAAAACAAAGGCAGUGUGAACACGAGCGAGAACGGCGGAGAGAACGGGAGCUGGAGCGUGACCCCUAUCCGUAUUACAGCUCUAAACGUUCUUAUACUAAAGAUGUCCAAGACAGACCUCGUCCUCCAAGUUCUCCUCCUCUACCAGGAAAUCCAAAGAGACGAGGUACAGGGGACUGCAAUCUUCGCCGGGAACCCAAUGCAUGGGAUCCGAGAAGGCAGGAAGCUGAGAGUGAGCAGGACUAUGAUGAUGCCCUCCUUAAUAGCUUAUUGGAACGUAAAGCAAAAGCUGGGAGGAGCUUGUCUUCCAAAGGUGGCCAGAAUGAGGAAGAAUCAGACAGGCCCUCCAAGAAUAGCUCUCAAAAGAGCUGCCACAGUCACUCACCUAGCAACAGAUCAGCUAGCAACCGACCAGCAGAGGAGGACGACUCGUUGCCUCCAUACGCAGAAAGGGAACCAGAACGUUUCCGUGGUGCUAUGAACUCCCACCAACCUUUGACCUCCACACGCUCCAGAAAAGAACAAGAAAAUAGAGAGGAACUGAGCAGGCCGCGUAAAGUGAACACACUCCUAAGCAGAGAUUCACUCAUAGUCUGACCAGCAAAGGCAGGUCUCACACGCACUUGCUCUCCAACCAGCAUCUCUAGGCUUCCCACUCUGCGCACUGAUCUCCACACUUUUUACGUGCUAAUUGGCGGUCAGACAUCCUGGAAUGCUCCGAGGAUUAAAAGGAGGACAAGUAUUUAUUACAGCAACAUCCAAACUGUGCUGGAAAAGCUUGAGUUAACAAAGAAGCUUUGUUUUCUUAAAGAAAACAACUGUUACUUAUCUGGACUUUGAGCAGUCAAGAAGCUUAUAACUGGGAAGCCAGUGGAGCUAGAGUUUUAUGAAGAUGAGAUCAAAGAUUGCUCUGUGGUAGUAUUUUAUUUGAUGGUACCUCCAAACUAUUAUUCUUCUAACAUUUUGAAGUGAAGGUUGAUGAGUUCACAAGGAACUUCUGCCACGAUACAAAGUGGACGUAAUUAAAAUGAACUGGAGGGACAGUAUCUGUUUAUUUGAUCAGAUAGGACACAUACUGUCAUUGCAGGAACAUGAUAUAGCAUUAUGAGUAAUGAAAACCUUACAGAGGUUGAGAUUGACAUAAGCAUAAUGGGCCUUAAUUGUGCACAUGGAACACACACACAAGUCUUUGUGAUGACACACCAGGAUGAGUUCACCCGACGUCACCAGGAGUCCACGUUGCUGUGUGAGAUCAGGCACUGGAUGACGUCAUGUACCUUUUGUGGCGUCCUGAGAUUUGCAUCCCUCAUUGCCACUAUCACAUAAUGUGCCAACAAACAAUGCCACGUGUGCUCUAUAAUCGGGAAAAAUGAACUUUUUUCCAUACUUUGCCUACGUCUGUUUUAAUAUAAAAGGAAUAGUUGAGAAACUUGACAAUUAUUAAUAUUAUGCCUUUUUGCCUAUGAAGAUUUUUCUAUUUAUUCCUAUAUACUGUAUGUUUACAUAGUGCUUUUUUUUUACUUUUAACAGUUGUUAUUGCUAUAUCCAGGUUUUGUUUUACUCUUUAUGUUUAAUACUAAAUCAUGUCAUUAACUUAACUAUGGCUAGAGGAACAUGCCAGCUCGUUUUAACCUAAUCUCUGUGUAUUACAUCUAAAAUGUGAAUAUAGUGCACAGACUGCAUACCACAGACAAGACUGAUAUGUACUGAGAAAAAAAAACGAACACCUGCUUAAUUGAAACUAACAUAUUAUAGAUGUCUAAUGGCAGAUAUUGGUCAGUAAUGUUCAAAAUGUGAAUAUACAGUAUAGUAGCACAAAUACAAAACUACAGCCAACUAUUUAAUUCAUUCCUAAUUAGUGACUGCUUUCUCCUCGUUGCAGAUCUGGAAACACUGCACGCAAAGCUGGAAUACACACUGAAUGAGACGCCAGUCCAAUGCAGGGCAUUAUAUUAUACACACCCACCAACACACACACACACACACGUGACUCCUAGGCAAAAUUUAGAGUAACUAAUCCACCUUCCAGUGUGUUCAUUGGAAGAGGGAGAGAACCGGAAAACCCAGAGAUAACUCACAGGGAUAACAUGUGAAGCAACGAACAAACAGUAACUUAUGGAGUUAGGAUCAAACCUGAAACCCUGAGCUGUGAGUUGGCGAUGCUAGCUGCUCUACCAGCGUGCCACAGACUAACACUAAAUAUAAAGGUCUAAGCAUGAAACACAUAUAUGAGAGAGAAUGGCUUAACAAGCCUUUAUCCAUAAUUGAAUUCAAUUUGCAAUGCAGUAAAAAGCAAUCCCAAAGAUGUUGUGGUCUCAAUACUGAAUCAAUUGUGAACUGAAAUACUUGUUUUCUACAUUGAUAACUCAUACCAUAAAUUCUUCCCUCUAAAAAAAUAGUUUCAUCUCCAAAAGGAUGGAUUUUACAGCUUUAGAGUGUAAUAAUCAAAUUCUGUCUGACUGACUGAAGAAUUAAACCUUUCAACACAGUAUACAGGAUUCAUGUACACAUUUAUUGGCUGCCCCAACAACUAUCCUAAGACUUCCAUUACAAAUGAAGUUUCAAUAAACGUUCUUUUCUCAGUACUGCGAAAUGUCAAAAGACUUCCCAUUCCAGUGCCCCUGACCUUCAUAAAGCAUCUACAGAACACGAGUGAUGGAACGAGGCAAAUGCAUUGCGCCCUGGCCAACACACUCAUGUAAAUCAGCGUGGCUUUUUUGUCUCAUGUGCUUCGUAUCAAACCUCCCGCAUGAGAGUAAAAAGACUGUUGGAUCCCAGUCCCUCUAGUCCUAUGACUUGUCAGUGGUAAACACACAUACAGUAUAUUACUAUAGAUGUGGUGUUUAGAGAUUAGGUUUAAAAUGCUGGAGUGUUCCUUUAAUGUAUUCAGAAAAAAAAGGUAUGUCACGUUAAAUCAGCGUGUCUAAUGUAAAACCUGGUGUGAGGCGUUUAUCUGUCCACAUGUGCUAGGAGUGUUGUGCUGUCAAUGAGAGCGUGUUUCACUAAGAGUGACUCAUGCACUGAGAGUCCUUGUCUAUUGUUAUAACAUAAUAAGUGUCUCUCUGACAGACAUCUCAAUCUAGCAGCAUACAAACACUAGGGUUAUCAUGAACAGACAAAUACUCAGGCAUAUAUUAGCUGUAUAAGAAUGACAAAAAUGCACUCACUGCUUUCAUAACUCUUUAUCUAAUAUCUAAUCUGUGUUAAUGUCACAAAAGGGAAAAACUUUCUUAGCUGUUCUGUGACGUACAUGCUUUUAUAAUGUACCACCUUUUUUUUUUUUUUAGAACAGUCUAUCCCAUAAUGCCAUGCUGAUUUAUUUAUUUUGCUACAGAAAUGCUUUCUUCAGGUAGUACCCCAAAUGUACUGCACAUUCUUUUCCAUCCAAUAAAAAAGAGCUAAAUUUAAAUCCA
Molecule: messenger RNA, 4919 nt
Organism: Pangasianodon hypophthalmus (striped catfish)
Lineage: Eukaryota; Metazoa; Chordata; Actinopteri; Siluriformes; Pangasiidae
Gene: ildr2a
Product: immunoglobulin-like domain-containing receptor 2
Exons: 10
Coding region: 46-2103 (685 amino acids)
Biological process (GO): pancreas development
Cellular component (GO): membrane
Source: RefSeq, a predicted model, not a curated record